Molecule: messenger RNA, 1841 nt
Organism: Wyeomyia smithii (pitcher-plant mosquito)
Lineage: Eukaryota; Metazoa; Arthropoda; Insecta; Diptera; Culicidae
Product: ADP-dependent glucokinase
Exons: 3
Coding region: 198-1688 (496 amino acids)
Biological process (GO): glucose metabolic process
Cellular component (GO): endoplasmic reticulum
Molecular function (GO): ADP-specific glucokinase activity
Source: RefSeq, a predicted model, not a curated record
AAACAUUUCUAUCUGCAACGUCUUCAGUUUUAGAUUCUGUUACAUCUACUGAUUAGUUUUUGCGGUUUUUACGAAAUUCACUUACUAAGAAAUCAUAGUAGUAACUGAAGUUUUUUUUAUUCACCGUAAUAUUUAUUUAAUUCCAUGUUUCUUUCAAUCAAAAGACUGUUAUAACCUAUUUAGUGUACAGUUCGGCAAUGGGAACAAGUUCUUAUCUAGCAUUCCUUACCGCUCUUAGUGUGUUCACCGCCCUAUUUGCCAUUAUCUAUCAAGCAUAUUUGGCCUCUAAUGAUUUAAAAACACUGACAGUAAUUUUGCAAAAUUUGAAAAACCUAGAGCAUCAAUAUGCAGUGCAUAGACCACGGGUUGCUAUUGGGUAUGGGUCCUGCAGCGAUCUGUACGUCAAAGCGGUGAAUUUUCUCAACUUUACCGAUAAUUUGGAGCAUUUACUACGCCAAAAAACAUUUGCCGUCGACGAUAUAAAUACAGAAGAUGAUUUCUUACAAAGUUUUGCUUACUACUUUCAAAGAGGAGCUGCCGCUGAGCGUUUUACCGUUAACCGAGAACUAUUUCAAAACUUAGUUAAAUUGGCUAAAAAGUCAUCUUCCGCGGAACCAAGAUGGGCGCUGGGAGGAAAUGCUCCUGUCAUAGGAUCUCGAUUAGCUGCAGAAGGUGCUGAAGUAUUGCUCGGAGCCAAAAUGUCAUCAAAGCUCAAAUCUCACUUGAAAGCCGAUAUAACCUUAACCGGUAGCCUAAUCACCGACGAUGAUAUUCACCUAAUUUUGGAGUACAAAACAGGUGAUGAAUGGGGCUCACUGCGUACUCCACGUGCCAAUCGGUACAUUCUACAUAACGACCACCAUAAUCCGUAUCUGAGCUCUCUGGACGAGUUCGAGCAAGGUCUACAAGGUUUCAAUCCACAUUUGUUCGUGGUGAGUGGUCUUCAGAUGAUGGAUAACUAUGUUUACGAACCUGGAGUUCGUGAGAAUUUACUGAAAAAAGUUAGCAAUCAAAUGCAAGCACAAUCCACUGAUGCGCUGGUACACUUUGAAAUGGCCAGCUUUGUUGAACUAGAGUUAUUGCAACUUCUUCUGAGACAUGUUGUGCCAUAUAGUGAUUCAAUAGGCAUGAAUGAACAAGAACUGGAUAACCUGCGACAUGUUCUAGAAACCGGCAAAAUCAGUCUGGUGGCCGAUUGUAAUCCUCGCGUUGCUCAAUCCUUAGACCAGGCAAGAGCAGUGAUACGUAUACUUAACGAAGACUACUUUAGACAUCACGUUACAAAUCCAAAACGACGAAUGUUGUCACGGAUUCAUUUGCACACUUUAGCUUUCCAGGCUAUUUUAGUUGUCGGUGGCAGUAAAUGGAAUCACACAAAGAAUGCAGCAGCAAAAGCAUCUCUAACUGCACAUCGACACGUUUGUGCUAGUCAAAUAGUUAACCCAGAUGCUGCUUAUCGCUUGCUGGACGAUAGUUUCGCUUCUUCACUGCAAGAUGGAUCAACCCGGAUUCCUUUUACUGAGCAUGAUCCUGUUUCAUGCUGGAAUGAAACAAUUAUAACCAACGAACCGUCGCAUCGGUUGGACGUAGAAAUCUGUGUGGCUCCUGUGUUGAUUUGCAAGGUUGCCAAACAAACCGCAGGUGCUGGUGAUAACAUUUCUGGAGCAGGCCUAAUACUGCAAAUUUAACAUAGCUUUAACGUCUCCUUCUGACUCAAUCCUAAAUCCCUGCUUUGACAUUCCAUCGUUAGAAUUGUAAGGAAGUUAAGGUAGCUUUAGGGCAAUGUUGCAUUUUUUAGAUAUAGUCGACAAUAAACACAGGCAAAAAGUCUACAAUAUAAA